This is a messenger RNA of Paraglomus brasilianum, 9750 nucleotides long. The record is from the annotation of a GenBank genome assembly. NCBI's taxonomy places the organism in Eukaryota, Fungi, Glomeromycota, Glomeromycetes, Paraglomerales, Paraglomeraceae.
CAACGCAGAGAAUUAUUUAUUGAUUGCAUGAAGAAGUUUUGUGAUAUAUAUGUUGAAUAUCCGGAAAUUGUUGGAGAAAGCUUAGAAAACGUAACGACAUUCACUGACAUAGUAUCAAAACACUUGGCAAGCACAAUAAAAUCUAUCGUUAUCCCUGGAUCACAGGCGGAGACAAGCAAGGCGAUUAUGCGGAUGUUCGCUUCCAAACAGCAAUUAUUUUACCCGUUAAUGGCUCUUAAUUUAUUAUGUAAUGGUCCUAAUUACUUACUGGAAACGAUGAAAGAGAACGAGCUUCCUGCUAUAUUAAUAAGAACAUAUAGCUCAUUCACGACACUGCCGUCGCAUCCAAGUUGGAAUCUAAUCGAAUUAUAUAGGGGAGGAACUGAAAGAGUUAUUCAAGGCGUAGCUCCAGCAGGCGUAGUGGCAGACAUUCUUACCGAUAUACUUGUUCACUUUGUCACCAAAUCAUCUGUUCUAAAGUACUACAUGGAAAAGGACAUACUAUUUUUGCUUGUAAAAAUGAUAUUGGAUGCUGAAGAUGACCCGUCAAAAAAUAAAGAGGAGUAUUUCUGGCAAGACAAAGCAUUGGAAAUCCUUACCGAAUUAUUUUCCUCUGAUGCUGUUAAUGGAGCCCUUGUAACAUAUUUUGAAAAAAAAGAUAUUAUUGCCAAGCUAAUUGAAGUUGUAAGCGAUGGCAUAGACAAAGAUAGAAAUAAAUGCGUCGCAAGCCAAAAACAACUACUUGCUGCUUCUUUGUUAAUUGAAUCAAUACAGGGUACUGUUGAAGCCUCUACCAUCUUUUUGGACAAGUUUGUCGAAUUGAGUGGUUAUGAUAUGUUCUAUCGACUGCUUAUAUUACCGCCUUAUGAGGGAAAGUCUUUAUCAGUCAAGGGCGCAUUUAUAGGCUUUGUAGAAGACCUUGCGUUUGCCGGAGUGGAUGAUUCGAGCCUAAUGGUGUCUACCACAUCUCCAUAUCAGCACGAUGACUUUACAUUACCCGAAAGCCAGCAAGACAACGGUACACUGGUUCGCAAUGCCGCUGCUAUGCAGAUUUUGACAUCGAUUGUUCUUUAUCCUGAGCAAUCGUUCAACAAAAGGGAACCAGUUGAUACUUCAUAUGCCUUACCGGACAGCUACCGAAUGAAGGCUGUUGCUGCGGUAGCAGAAGUCCUUAAAGCAAAUCCAUCAAACUUUUUUUUGACAGAAUCUUUGAACUUUUUACCGACUUUUAUCGAGCAAUUGGAUCGAUUCUCUUCAGAUCUUAAGGCAGCAAUUGUUGAUUUGUUGAUAUACGUUAUGGUCGAACUGAAUUACGUUCCCUUUAGAGAAUUAAUUGUAUUGUCGCUUCAUUUCCAGGGCCACUCAUCGAAAGAUACAACAGCCACUGUGUGUCAUGCAGUGAUUUCAUUGCUGCGAACCUCGCAUAAGUUUCAAGAUAUGUUUCGCGAAAUCGGUCUUCUCAACAUGUUAUGUAAUUUAAUACAAGAAUUGGCUGUCACUCUAAAAGACAGAUUUGGUGAUACACAUUUCCAAAGGCGGAUAUCGAUAUCUAAUAUAAGCGAUAUAACGAGUAAUCAGAAGGAAAUCGACAAGCGAAAUUCACGCUUUAGUCCGGAUGUAGUUGAUAACUUUCAGUUAAUUUCAGAGUGUUUGGUGGAUUUACUACGAGGAAACAAGACGAACAUUUCGCUCUUUGGAACUACAUAUAAGGGAAAUUUAUUUGAUUUAUUACACUACGAUGAAACACGCGCUGGCGCUUUGGCAACAUUCGAGGUGUUGGUUGUUGACGGCCAUCGACUGUCUACAGCGGAAACGUCGACGUCCCAAUUAACUUCUAGGUCUUCAGUAUCAUCUACUUCCGCGGUUGAACACUCUUUCCAAUUCGGUAGAUUGAUUGAAAUUGUGCAGACACUCAAUCGAUUUGAUCUGAAUAUGAAAAUACAUAUACUGUUAUCGAUGAAACGCAUCCUUGUGGCUUGUCCUGCUAUGAAAGAUGUAUUCCGUGAUGCUGGAGGUUUUGUUUGCUUGGUCAGCUUGCUCGUUAGUCUGGAAGAUGUUUAUGAUCAGCUAGCUAAACAAGACGCUGGUAUGAAAAGAAACAACAUUAGCAUCGGGGAAGAGUUACCUACUAAGCAGCAAACCGUCGAUACGCUUCGUGCUAUAUUUGUUGUAUUCGCUGAAGCUCUUUUGGGUCACGAAUACAAUCGAAGAUUUUUCUGCGAGUCUAUUGGGUUCAAGUCUGUAGAGGAUGCUAUUCGUCUCACCAAUAUCUUGGGUCCUCAAGGUUCUGCCGAGAAUCUGUUUGGGAUAUUAUUUGGUUUUGCAAUAGUGAACGAAUCGUUGAGCAAUAUUUUCAUUGAGAGAACAGCCGUUGAUGACCGUCCUCCUGAGCAUAAAAGUCGAGACGACCCUCGCGACAGUAGAAUUAUCGAGGCUUUUGGAAAUAUUACCGAUGAAAUUCAGAAUCCAGAAGUGAUACCGACCAUUCUCCGAUUACAAUCUUUUGUCAGGUACAACGAACAAUUAACGCACAACAUUUACGAAGCUCUUCUGGCUCUCGCAUUUGCCAAUAGACGCAACCAAGUUUCUAUGAAUCAGUGCGGAGUCCUUGAAAUCGUCCUGCGUCGACUCUUUUACACGUCAGAAACUGUUAUUGAGGGAGGGCGUGAAGUGGUCUUUGAGCCAAACGCAAAAGAACGGUUGAUGCUUACACGUCUGGCACAAAGACUUAUAGAGAUGGGCGUUUCGACCAUAGAAAUCCGCUUUUUGUUUGAACAACUCGAAAAUGGGCAACAGAAAUCUGAAAACAUUUUUGUAGAUGUGGAUGGGUCUCCUAUGUCACUAAUGGACAUGGUUCUUUAUGGAGUUCAGAGAAGUCGAUGGCCACGUUUUGUGCAAUUUGAUAUGAAUCCGGUUGGCUUUUCUUGUCUGGAAAUGUCUCGGUUAACAGACAGGCAGUUUCCACCAAGUAGUGGUGGAUAUUGUUUUAUGACAUGGCUGGACAUUGAAAACUUUGAUCCACUUAUAAAUUUGAUCAUUCUCGGCCUAAGCGACGAUGAGAAAAAAUGUUAUUUGCACGUUUUCAUUGACACUCAAUCUAAAAAACUCACAGUACAAACUUCACCCAAGCAUGCUGUUCGCCUUGAAGGGUUUGAAUUUCGUUCGGGAUGUUGGUACCAUAUCGCUCUAGUUCAUCAUAGACCUCGUCUUGCCUCAGCUUCCACUCUGUCUUUAUAUGUUGAUGGAAAAUUCGUAGAGGUCGUAAGGUGUCCUUACUUGGGUCAACCAGCACCCAAUAAAGCGAUUCGGACAUUUUUAGGCACGCCACCUGAUGUUGCUCGACAAUUGGGUAAGACUAAUUCCACUCUCGCUUGGGAUAUGGGGCCAACUUAUCUAUUCGAAGAAGAUGUCGAUGGAGACGUAAUCAGUGUGUUUUAUCAUUUGGGGCCUCGCUACACGGCCAAUUUCCAGGCUUCUCUAGGUCAAUUUCAGACAUAUCAAACGUCGACACUACUCAACAUGCGAAUCGAUGCUUUGAGUCAUAAGCGCAAAGAUAUGGGAACAGAACUGGAUAAUUUGGCCAUGGUGAAUGCAAUACGCGGUAAUAACAGCCAGACGUUACCCGAAGAGAAAAUAGUGUUUGCAUUCUCUGCAGGGAAUAUAUUAAUAUCCGGUCAGAAUCUCGGUAUCACUGGUGCCGGUCUCUCUGAAAGCACGAUACAAACUUUGACCAUAGGCUCGGUGAACAGAAAACUCAUAAUUAACGCCGCUGUACCAAAAAUAGAACGUGCACUCAGAGUCGGACACGGGACGGCUUAUUUAAAGGGUGAUCCAAUUAUAGCAACUCCUCAUGGGAUGGAUGAUUCGGUUUGGAAGAUUGGUGGCUCUGCCGUGGUCUUGAGGUUAAUUGAAAGAGCAGAAACGACGAAAGAAUUAUACAAGGCAGUUUGUAUUCUCAUCGAACUUAUUAGAUUCAGUUGGCGUAAUUCAGAAGACAUGGAGAGGAUCCAUGGUUAUGAAAUACUAGCGUAUUUACUCAGACAAAAGCAAGAAUUAUUAACGCUAGAGAUAUUGAACGUCCUGUUAGUCUUUGUUGGAUUAAACCCAGUUAAUCCAGCUGAUUCAGUCAUAAUCAAUCCGUUGGCUUACCGAUAUCUCAUGCUCGACUUUGAGCUAUGGAAAAAUGCCGACGAAGUUGUUCAGAAAGCACACCUUCAGCAAUUUGCUACGUUUAUUCAGUUAAGUCAGCAUCACCAAUUCAAUGCUAAAAGAUUGAAUAAAAUGCAUGUUGUCAAGAAGAUGUUGGUAGCUUUGAAGAUAAACGUAUACUCUAACGAGUUGUUGAAUGAGUUCAUAGCUAUAUUAAAGAUUGUAAUCAAGCACAAUUUUACGACUGAAGUCGUUAGAUCAAUUGCCACGUUCCUAGUGUCUUCGUUAAACAGGCCAUCGCCAACUCGUAGAAAUACCCGUCGUGAUCCUCUCCUCAAACGCAGUGCGACAGUCAGUGUACACAAAGCAAGCGAUACCAGCAGAGCGUUACCAAAGACUAUAAUCACAAACGUGAAGACUCUCGAAGCAGAAGUACCAGCACGGAAAGUUGGAAAUUUGUUGAUGGAAAUGCUCGCAGACAUAAUAUGCGAUAAACUGAACCCAUUCUUUGCUAAUAAAUUUUCUGUGACGAUAACUAACAAAUGGCCAUUACUCUUCUUUGACGAGGCCUCGAAUCCGUUUUGGGUUGUUUGUGCAGCUCGAAUUUUAGCCAGGCUUUUCUACACGCAAGGACCAAAUUACAUAUCAAAAUUUCGAACUUCAUCAGAUGGUUUUAUCGUUAUGCAAAGACUUCUUCCAAAGUGGUGGUAUCUGACGCAGCUACAGCAAGCUCUAUUUGCCAUGUUGUUUGGUAUAGACAUUUGUGAUAUUCCAAUGGAAGCCCCGUUUGAUCUAUUCACAUUAUUGACUCAAUUCGGUCCAAAGGCUAAUCGAUCUGGUGGACAGACUGUCAUCAUUUGCGCUGAUAUCAUGCCCACUAUAUUACUUAUUAUGAAAGAAGGCGUUAAUACCGUGGUCCGGCUCAGUCAAGAGGCAGAAAAAGAUAUGAAUGCAAGGGGUAGAACGCGCGAUGAUACAGCAAUUCAGAAGGAUAAACGGGAAGAAAAAAUGAGAAAACGACAAUCGCGAUCUCUCACUCGGGAAUUUGAAGCAGUCAUGGGGAAAAUGUCGGGCUUUCUUGCAGCUGAGCGAGAAAGGGAAGCUGGAAAAGAAAGCUUGUCAAAGUUAUCCCAUGUCGAACAAACGCUGGUGCAUUUUCUUGCAGAUAUGAAUUCCAAUUCGCACGAGUUCAGUGAAUUCUGUUCAAGAAAUGAAAUCCUUGAUGGUCUAAUCGAUAUACUCUUUCCCAUUGUCUGCGCAUCGGAAGAACUACCAAUUGAGUCAGAGUUAUUUUCUAAGGAUAUGUCAUUGUCGUUUGGUGUAGACGUAUCCCUAGAGGGCAGUAAUAUAUAUAGUCUUAUCCCUAUCUUAUCGAACAUCCGGCAACCAAAAACGAACAAUGAUGAGCCUGGCGAAGAGAUGACAACCUUUUCAAGUGGAACUCAAUUAUUGAUGACAGCCGAACCGAUAAAUGUGGACUCCCUUGGCAUUCCGUUUAGCACAAGUCCUAUGACAAGCGAUGUAGAAGAGGUAUCAAAACCACAACCACGUAGAAAAUCAACCAGAGAUUCUAUAAAGAAAGAGUCUGAUUAUACCGCUUUGAAGAAUGCUACAGUCGAAGGUCUCUUGGAAUUUGUGGUAUCUAUCUGUGUUAAUUCGAUAGUCGAUGUUAAAGCGAAAUCUCUCAGUGCACUGGAGACUGUGUUUAAAUCGUUCCCACCAGCCAGUUUAGAUAACCAGAUACAUUUUGCAAGCUAUGUAUUUAAUCAUGUAAUUGGAAGUUUGAAGAGCACUCUACAGUUAGAUAGAAAUCUGCUACUAGAUUCACGCAUUGUUACAAAUACUGCUAAAUUUAUUCAUCUUGCAGUGGAUGCCAUAUAUCAAGGUUGGUUCGUCAAUGGACGUAACCAAAUUCUUGAUUUCAUCACAAUUGUUCUCGAGAACAUACAACGUCUUGACGACGCAAGUGGUAGAGUCCGCGUGAACGAUACUACCAUAACAGCGAUAUACCGUUCUCUUAAUCGGGUGGUUUUGUUCCGAAUGGCCGGAAUUGAUAAUGCGUCUGGAGAUAGCAUGCAUAUAAAUGAUUUACUUGAGAAAAUCAUGUACCAUCAAAAAGUGAUAUUUAGUCAUCACAAUACGGAUAUUGAUUUUCUCAAAUCUAUCUGUUAUCAUCUGUACAAAUGCUUGUUGCAUGAGGAUCAGAACGUGAAGAGGACUUCGAUGAGUGUUUGGAAGCUAUUAAUGUUGCAAAAGCCGGUAGAGAUGUCGGGUAUUCUGAAGACUAGAAUAAAAGGAAUAGAAUACAAGGAACUUGUAGAAGGGUUUGCUAAACUUUUGGAGACAAAGGAACUUAAUUCGUUUUUGGAAUGGAUUGGUACCCGCCGCGAGCAGUUGGAUGCAUUGUUCCUGGAUAACAUCUAUAAAACUUGGGAGAAUAUUAUAACGUCAGAAGUGAAGACGGGCAGAGAUACGAUAAAAAACUCUCAUACCAAACGUAUGACCAAACUCAAGCGACUCUAUCGGAAGUCCUCCAGCGAGCUAGAUUUCUUCAAUCAAUACAGAGUCAAAACAAACCAAUGGGCAAAAAAUAUCCAGGAAUUGGAAACAAGUCGCUAUUAUAAAAACCUUCAAGAUCAUGUGGAUCAUGACAAUUAUGUGAGGGCGGAGUGGUCCAAGACGUCUGCUGACUUAUUUAGAGAGCGUGCUUUAUGGAGCUCUAAGACGGAUGAGGGCAAUGUGAGGUGGAGGUUAGAUUUUACCGAAGGGAAAUGCCGAAUGCGAAAGAAAUUGGAGACAAACGAUGAAAUACAGAUUUACUCUUAUAAACCGAAGAGCAGUAAAAACGCUGAUGACGCUAAUAAAUCAAAGCCUUCAAACCUUACUACGAUUAACACUUCUAAAGUAACCAGAUUCAGUAAAAAACAGACUCUCGAUGUACCACAAAGCCGCUCAAAACGAGGAAAAGUCUCUAUCGAACGCAAAAUGACAUUGACGCCUCGUCCUAGUGAUUUGGAAAAUACGCCAGCUCAACGAACCAAAGCAGAUGAGUCAGAAGAGGACGAGGACGAGGACGAUGAUGAAACUGAGUUUGAGGAAGACAAGAAUCGUAAAGUACUGCGAUCGUUGGAACAUGGUGAUUCUGUAUUAGAUAUCUUCAACAUAAGUCGAAUCAUGGGACUGGAUGCCUGUGAGGGCUUGUUAUUACUCUGCAAACAGAACUUAUAUUUGAUGGAUAAUUAUUUUCAAAGAUCUGAUGGAGAAAUCGUUGACGUUUGGGAUGCACCCACCGAGGAAAGAGAUCAAUAUUUGCAAAUGAUUGCAUCGCAUGCCAGUUAUGGUAAUCAACCAGGCAACAAUCCAAAGAAGGAUAAACAUCAAAGCCGCCGAUGGGCGUUCGAAGAUAUUAAAGAAGUACACAAAAGGAAAUUCUUAUUCAGAGAUGUUGCUCUGGAAAUCUUCUUCAAUGAUGGACGUAACUAUCUUAUCACCUUCAAUCUCAAAGAACGUGACAUCGCUUACAGCAAAUUAGUAGCACGUGCUACAUUCUCCAUCAGCGCAGCAGAGUCUGUCAUGGGAACAACCAGUAUCGAUGCAAAAACUCCAGUUUCUCCGUUGCAGAUUGGCCCAACAACCGGAUUAAUGUCCAUAUUUCCUAAUUUCUUUGCUAACUCCUCAUUGACUGAAUUGACACAACGAUGGGAGAGGAGAGAAAUUAGCAAUUUUCAAUAUCUAAUGCACUUGAACACCCUUGCUGGGAGGUCUUAUAAUGAUCUUACGCAAUACCCCGUCUUUCCUUGGAUUCUUGCUGAUUACACCAGUGAAGAGUUUGACCUAACAAAGCCCGAAACGUUCCGUGACUUCUCCAAGCCCAUGGGAGCUCAAACACAAGAGCGUCAGAAGGAAUUCCAAAUUAGAUAUCGCUCAUGGGAUCCAACAAUCAAUGGAACGACCCCGGCCUUCCACUAUGGCACCCAUUAUUCAUCUGCGAUGAUCGUUUGUUCUUAUUUAAUACGACUUGAACCAUUUACACAACAGUAUCUUAAGCUCCAAGGCGGACAUUUUGACCAUGCGGAUCGAUUAUUCCAUUCGAUUGGCAAAGCAUGGCUAUCUGCUUCACGAGAGAAUAUGAGCGAUGUUAGAGAAUUAAUUCCAGAAUUCUUUUAUCUUCCAGAGUUUUUGGAGAACACGAAUAAGUUCAACUUUGGUGUUAAACAAGCAAGUGGAGAAGUCAUUGAUUCGGUGAUUCUUCCGCCAUGGGCGAAAGGAGAUCCACGAGUAUUUAUUCACAAGCACCGUGAGGCUCUUGAAUGCGACUAUAUUAGCGCUCAUCUGAACGAAUGGAUUGAUCUUGCCUUUGGAUAUAAACAACAAGGACAAGCAGCUAUUGAUGCUGUAAACGUAUUUCAUCAUUUGUCAUAUGAUGGAGCUGUUGAUCUUGACUCGAUAACGGAUCCAGUUGAGAGAUCAGCGUCAACUGGAAUAAUCCAUAAUUUUGGUCAGACUCCACGACAACUGUUUACGAAGCCACAUCCACCGCGUUUGCCCGAAACAUCUGAUUCUGCUAGUGGCAAUGGCCUCUAUAGCCUAUAUGAACAUGUUGAUAAGCUUAUUCAGUCAAUUACCCCCGUUCAAGAUAUUCGACUACAAGUCCACGAUAUUCGGUUGUCUAACGAUCGAUUGGUGUCUGUGAGUACACAAAAGAUCCUUGUGCCUCCAAACUAUAAUUACUACAUCGAAUGGGGAUAUGCAGACAACAGUCUUCGGCUGCAUCAAACGGAUACAAAGAGGAUGGUUGGUUUAUAUGAGAAUCUUCACUUGGAGACUAUAAGCUGUGCAUCAUUCGCGGAUGGACAAACUUUUGUCACUGGAGGAACCGAUGCGGUUGUCUGUAUAUGGAGAUUCAAUUGGCAAUCAAAGACAGCACGACUUCAUUUCUUAGAGUGUUUACGCGGUCAUUCUGCCAAAGUUAACUGCUUUGCUACUUCCCGUUCAUAUAGUAUUAUUGUCAGUGGAUCUGAUGAUAAGUCUUGUAUCAUAUGGGAUCUGAAUAGAAUGAAAUACGUUAGGCAGCUGAAGGGACAUGAAACUGGGGUACAGUACAUAGCAAUAAACGACACGACUGGCGAUAUUGCAACUUGUUCCGGCUCAACAAUACGGAUAUGGGGCAUCAAUGGAGACUUAAUAGUAACCAAAUCAAUAUCAAGCGUGUCUGGGCCUAUCACGUGUUGUACUUUCUACGAGGGCAAGAGUAAUGAAUGGUUCAUACACGAUAUGAUUCUAACGGGCCACAAGAAAGGAAUCAUAAAGGUCUGGCACAGGAAGCUCGAAGAAAAAAUAGAAAAUGACAAGAAGGUUUGGAGAUGGGAUCUUAUGCCUCGACAUCAUUUACAGCACGAAAGUAGGCUCGGUAUGAUUCAGCCGGGAGAUGUUACCGUCUUACAUGCAUCAGGUACCCAACGUACGUUAUACAGCGGAUGUAGCAACGGUAAAGUGUUUGCAUGGGUUUUACCCGAUGCCAAAUCAGAUGGUCACUGGAUGCCAGACAGCGCCACCGAUAACUGUUUGAAAUGCGGAAUGAAAUUCGCCGUUCUUGCGUAA